Protopterus annectens (West African lungfish) is the source of this 3055-nucleotide messenger RNA. RefSeq names its product tetratricopeptide repeat domain 22 (gene TTC22). Gene Ontology annotation, molecular function: protein binding. The record is from RefSeq and is a predicted model, not a curated record. The transcript is spliced from 7 exons. Bases 119 to 1873 code for a protein of 584 amino acids. NCBI's taxonomy places the organism in Eukaryota, Metazoa, Chordata, Ceratodontiformes, Protopteridae.
AGAGGUAAACCAGAUUUACAGGUAAAAGGGCAAAGAGUGGCAGUCAGCAAGUGAAAGAAAGUGUUGCGGAAAGCAGAAAUAAAAGGCACAAUAUAGUCCAGCAGUUAUUUCAGGAAAAAUGGAAGAAACAGCAGAUGUGGACAUUGAAACAUUAAUUAAUGAAAUGGAUUACCUCCCUGGACAUUUCCACUUAGACCUGAACCUUAACUGUGAGUCUACCACACCAGCACUUCUGAGGAGAAGGGACACCAAGUUAAAAAGAGACAGCCUACAGUUUGAAUUAGAAUUUGAGACUGGUUCCCAGCAAUAUGCUGUCAGGAAUCUCUUAGGGGUCUUUGCAUUUCACCUAGAUGAUUUUGAGGAAGCAGAAGAGAUUUUCCUGAAUAUCAGUAAGGAGGCACCUGGUAACCUAAAUGCUUGGGCUAACUUGGCCUAUGUAUAUGAUAGACUUAAUAAGGAUCAGGAAGGAUCCCACUGUGCAGAGAAACUGUCAAGUUUGAUGGGUCUGGGAUCAUUGGCGGUAUCUGAACGGGACGCCAGGCUCCAGGCAGCUCAGUGCAUGGUCGAGCAUGGCUACGCUUUUGCAUUCGAUGUUGGACUUGUAAGUGAUGAUGAGAAGAUUGAAAAGUUGUCUACUGGCAUUAAACUCUACAAUAAAGCAAUUGCGCAUGGGAAGCAAGAGAUCCCUAUUGAGGAGAAAAGAAGCUGGUAUUUUACAGUGGUUACCAUGUAUAUCAGGCUUGAUGGACUCAUGCUUAACAAUGGGGUUUCUGAAGCUGAGAGAUUGUCAUCCUUUAACCAAGCAUUAGUCCUCCUCCGUGAAGUUCUGAAAUCCACAAACUCUGGCUAUAGAGCCCUGGCAUGGUGUUAUGUAGGCAUGAUGCUUGAAAGGUCAGACAGCUUCACUACUACCCCAAUGGCAGUACAUGACUGUGGUUUCUCUGCAACGGAACCUCUGGACUGUUAUGGAAAGGCAAUUGAUGCAGCCAAGGAUGAUCCUCUAAUCCUAAACCGGUUGGCAAAAAUCUUUCAUUUCCUGGGAAAGCAAGAUAUGGCUAUUGGAGUCUGCAACAUGGCCCUAGACAAUCUACCAGAUCCAGAGCUCAACUGGCAAGCAUACUCCACACGGGCAAAGAUUAACAUGAAAAUGUAUAUAAGAGAUCUGGAACGUGCCAAAAUGCAGUUAGUUGGAAUGCCAGACAGGAAACAUUUGACAAAUGCCAAAGAAGAUAUGGAGUGUAUCCUGCAUGCAUGUCCCUGCUUGAAAACCUAUCUGGAUAUUGGACAGGUCUACUACUACAUGGGUGUUGAUGCAAUGGAGGAACUUCUACUAGUGGAUGAAAGCGCCCUCAACACUGCUUUAGUGCAUUUUGCUACAGCUAUGGAGUAUGAUCUUGGAGACAUGCUUCCAGAAAUACACCUCCUCAGAGGUAAAUGUCUUCGGGUAAAGGGAGAGGAACCUAAUGCAGCUGAAUGUUUUAAAAAGUCCAUUGAACUGGAUGAUGUUGGCUCUUCUCAUACUGAGAGCUUCCGGUGCCUAAUAGAAACUCUUCUUGCUCUUUUCAAUCAGAGGAAGGCUGAUGCAGAGACUGUUAUCCAGGAGGUGGAACUGUGGGUAAAAAAGGCUGAGGAAAAGUACAACAAGGACCGUGUUAGACAAGAGCUUAAGAUGGUUUGUCGAAAUCACACUGCAGAUAUCACUGAGCUCUCAAAGGCCAUGAUUAAGUCUGGGAGAGUAGAACUGGUGAAGCUCUUGUUUGACAUGAUGCAAACUGACUUUAGCAAGAAACUAGCAGCAGGACGAACUGCAUCCUUACUCCCAGAAGUUGACUUUAGUAGACAAAAGCUCACAGGACGUUCUUCAUCAAUGUGACAUGUAAUGUCACUGGAACAUGGCACACAUACUCACAAUUUUUAUAAUCACUGCAGUUGCAUCUCUGUAAAUGUUUCACACUAGGAAGGCAUUCAGAAAGAUUUUCCUUGAUGAAACACAUCAUGGAGAGCAAAUGUAUGCUAACUGCUAGAGCUCUUCAAAUAAAUCUAAAUUAAUAUUUCAAGCUGGUACCAAAGGCAACAUCCGAUAUUCCAAUCCUCACACAAAACAGUGUUAAUGUAGUGAGAGAAACAAAAACUAUUAAAAUGCACUCCACUGUGCCUGAAAAGUUAAGGCAUGCCCACACAUAAUCUUAAAGUUCUAUCCUUGUUUGUCGUUUUAGAAAGAAAUAAUGAAUAGUUGUGAUUGGAUGGCAAAUUAUAAGACUGACAGAGAAAAUGUAAGAACACAAACACAUCAUCAAACACAAAUAAAGUGUUCAUGGUAAUUGCUAGGCCGCUAACAUUUUUAUGCCAGUAAACACUUGUGUUUAAUGUGAAUAUAUUUAAUUAUCACUGACAUAAUUUCCAUAAUUGUGAAUGAUUAUCAAAAGAUUUGAAUGGGACCUGAAAUUUUAUCUUAUUUUUCCUAUACACGAAAAGUAAGUAACCAAACAUAUCCUUAACUACUUUUUUUUCUGCUAAUUCAAUAUAUUAUCAGUCAGUUCUGGCUACAGCAAAUACUGCUACACUACUACAUGAAAUAUUUCUGCCUAAAGGCAGCAAUUUGUCCAAAAACUGUGGGGAACAGAAGAAUGGUUACCACAGGGCAAGUCUGCCCCUCUAUAAAACAUGAAACAAGCUCUGCUUUGAGUGACUACGUAAAUGAUGAAAGGAACACACUCUCCCUUUGUACACAGUAUACUGGAAAAAAAUGUCAAAAUGAACCUGAACAGUGCAUGACUUUUUUGGUAUGGCUUCGGAUUUUAUUAAAAAUACCUACCUCAUUAAGUACUUAACUGAUUUUAUUUACUAAUGUGCAACAUGGUACUGAAUAAAUCAUGAAGUACCGAAGUAUCAUGUUUAUCAUUUUCUGAUAACCACGUCUGUUUAACAAAUGAAUAUUCUAAUGCAAGAGUGACUAAUCACAUAUGAAUUAAAAAAUCUAAACAUAAAUGCAUUUUUGAUGUGGUAGCAUAACAAUAACUUUUUAAAUACAGUCAAUAAAAAUGAAUAUACCAUA